Opisthocomus hoazin is the source of this 1320-nucleotide messenger RNA. NCBI's taxonomy places the organism in Eukaryota, Metazoa, Chordata, Aves, Opisthocomiformes, Opisthocomidae. The record is from RefSeq and is a predicted model, not a curated record.
CUCAGAAGAUGAAUCUCUUCCAGUCCAUAACAAGUGCCUUGGACAAUGCAUUAGCCAAAGACCCGACUGCAGUGGUAUUUGGUGAAGAUGUGGCCUUUGGUGGAGUCUUCAGGUGUACAGUUGGUUUGCGAGACAAAUAUGGUAAAGAUAGAGUUUUCAACACCCCCUUGUGUGAACAAGGAAUUGUUGGCUUUGGUAUUGGAAUUGCUGUUGCAGGUGCUACAGCCAUUGCAGAAAUCCAGUUUGCAGAUUACAUUUUUCCAGCAUUUGAUCAGAUUGUGAACGAAGCAGCAAAAUAUCGUUACCGCUCUGGAGACCUGUUUAAUUGUGGAAACCUCACCAUCAGAGCCCCCUGGGGCUGUGUGGGUCAUGGUGCACUAUAUCACUCUCAAAGUCCAGAAGCCUUUUUUGCUCACUGUCCAGGAAUAAAGAUUGUUAUUCCAAGGAGUCCUCUUCAGGCCAAAGGACUGCUGCUGUCAUGCAUAGAGGACAAAAAUCCAUGCAUAUUCUUUGAACCUAAAAUACUUUACAGAGCUGCAGUGGAACAAGUUCCUGUGGAGCCCUACAACAUUCCGCUGUCUCAAGCUGAGGUGCUGCAGACGGGCAGUGAUGUGACACUGGUUGCUUGGGGCACUCAGGUCCAUGUGAUCAAAGAGGUGGCAGCAAUGGCUCAAGAAAAGCUUGGUGUGUCCUGUGAAGUUAUUGAUCUGAGGACCAUCUUACCCUGGGAUACAGAGACCGUUUGCAAGUCGGUGGUGAAGACUGGGCGACUGUUGAUUAGCCAUGAGGCUCCCUUGACAGGAGGAUUUGCAUCUGAAAUCAGUUCCACAGUUCAGGAGGAAUGCUUUUUGAAUUUAGAAGCUCCUAUUUCAAGAGUGUGUGGCUAUGACACUCCUUUCCCUCACAUCUUUGAGCCUUUCUACAUCCCAGACAAAUGGAAAUGCUAUGAUGCUCUUCGAAGAAUGAUUAACUACUGAGCAGUAGCACAGAGAUGAGAAGAACGACAGGGUAAUACAGAAACUGCCUUCAAAACUCUUGACACUUUACUCACAUCUUUUGGGUUUGGAAUUCACAUAGCAGACUGUUUUCUCUGAACUCAACUAUCAAUACUCAUCUUGGCUAUUCUUUGGAAAGUUCAAAUCCUCCUUAAUUAUGAAAUCAGUGAUGGGCAGGUGAUUGCUAUAAUAAGUAGUUUCAGAUGUAUUUAAAAAUAUUCCAGAUGUUGUACUAAUGUUACACAUUGCCACGCUUCACUAGGUUACAUCUCUAAACCUCACUGUGUAAAUAUUAGAAGCAGGAUUUUAUUCAAUAAAACAUAUU